Cinara cedri is the source of this 1772-nucleotide messenger RNA. NCBI's taxonomy places the organism in Eukaryota, Metazoa, Arthropoda, Insecta, Hemiptera, Aphididae. The record is from the annotation of a GenBank genome assembly.
CUGUAGAGUUAGGUAUCGAGGAACAAAAUCCAAUUGAUAUAAAACCAGUAAGACAUGUUAUUGAAAAUUGAAUUGAAUGCUUUAAUCCUUAUUUAUAUAUAUUGUAUUGCGUUAUUAGGCAGUUGUAAGAUAUACUGGUGUCCCUGACGAUGCUAUAAAUAUAAUCGAAGAACAAGCUGUAGGGUUAGAUAUCGAUGAACAAAACCCAAUUGAUAUACAAACAGUAAGACGUGUUAUUAAAUGAUAAUAAUUUUUAUUUCUAUAAUUGUAAUGUGUUUCUAGGCAGUUGUGAGAAAUCCUGGUGUCCCUGACGAUUCUAUAAAUAUAAUCGAAGAACAAGCCGUAAUGUUAGAUAACAAGGAACAAAAUCCAAUUGAUAUACAACCAGUAAGACAUGUUUUUGAACAUUUUAUUGAAUGCUAUUAAUAUUUAUUUAUAUAUAUUGUAAUGUGUUUUUAGGAAGUUGUAAGAAAUCCUUGUGUUCCUGACGAUGCUAUAAAUAUAAUCGCAGGACAUGCUGUAAUGUUAGAUAACAAGGAACAAAAUCCAAUUGAUAUACAACCAGUAAGACAUGUUUUUGAACAUUUCAUUGAAUGCUAUUAAUAUUUAUUUAUAUAUAUAUAUAUAUAUAUAUUGUAAAGUGUUUUUAUGCUGUUGUAAGAAAUCCUUGAAUCCCUGACGAUGCUAUAAAUAUAAUCGAAGAACAAGCUGUAGGGUUAGAUAUCGAGGAACAAAAUCCAAUUGAUAUACAAACAGUAAGACGUGUUAUUGAAUGUUAAUAAUUUUUGUUUCUAUAUAUUGUAAUGUGUUUUUAGGAAGUUGUAAGAAAUCCUUGUGUUCCUGACGAUGCUAUAAAUAUAAUCGAAGGACAUGCUGUAAUGUUAGGUAACAAGGAACAAAAUCCAAUUGAUAUACAAACAGUAAGACGUGUUAUUAAAUGAUAAUAAUUUUUAGUUCUAUAUAUUGUAAUGUGUUUUUAGGCAGUUGUGAGAAAUCCUGGUGUCCCUGACGAUUCUAUAAAUAUAAUCGAAGAACAAGCCGUAAUGUUAGAUAACAAGGAACAAAAUCCAAUUGAUAUACAAACAGUAAGACGUGUUAUUGAACAUUUCAUUGAAUGCUAUCAAUAUCUAUUUAUAUAUAUUGUAAUGUGUUUUUAGGCAGUUGUGAGAAAUCCUGGUGUCCCUGACGAUUCUAUAAAUAUAAUCGAAGAACAAGCCGUAAUGUUAGAUGUCGAGGAACAAAACCCAAUUGAUAUACAAACAGUAAGACGUAAUAUUAAAUGAUAAUAAUUUUUAUUUCUAUAUAUUGUAAUGUGUUUUUAGGCAGUUGUAAAAUAUACUGGUGUCCCUGACGAUGCUAUAAAUACAAUCGAAGGACAUGCUGUAAUGUUAGAUAACAAGGAACAAAAUCCAAUUGAUCUACAACUAGUAAGUCAUGUUAUUGAACAUUUCAUUGAAUGCUAUUAAUAUCUAUUUAUAUAUUUAUAUUGUAAUGUGUUAUUAGGCAGUUGUAAGAAAUUCUGGUGUCCCUGACGAUUCUAUAAAUAUAAUCAAAGAACCAGCUGUAGGGUUAGAUAUCGAGGAACAAAACCCAAUUGAUAUACAAACAGUAAGACGUUUUAUUAAAUGAUAAUAAUUUUUAUUUCUAUAUAUUGUAAUGUGAUUUUAGGCAGUUGGAGAAAUCCUGGUGACCCUGACGAUUCUAUAAAUAUAAUCGAAGAACAAGCUGUAGGGUUAGAUAUCGAGGAACAAAAUCCAAUUGAUAUACAAACA